UCAGGCAUGCCACACUGAAUCAUGCCAGGUACGAUCUUUCUCGAACCCACUGCAAUCCCAAUCGUCGAUUUUGCAGGCUUCGGAGAAGGAGCUUCCCCAGAAGCCAUAGAGAUAGGAAAGCAGUUGGUGAAAGCAUGUCAAGAAGUUGGAUUUGCAUACUUUCGCAACACUGGUAUCCCUCAGGCAGAGGUGGAUAGCAUGUUUGAAAUGAGCAGCAGGCUAUUCUCGCUUCCAGUUGAAACGAAGCUAUUGGCUCCACACCCUAAGGAGGGAUGGAAACAUCGGGGAUAUAGCGGGGUUGGCAGGGAGCAAGUUUCACAAAUGGUAUUCGACCCAGCGCAGCUCGCCGGGAUACGCAAACAAACUCCCGAUUUCAAAGAAUCCUUUGACAUCGGGCGCGAUGAUUCCCCGCGCAUCUCCAAUGUGUGGCUUCCAGAACAAGUCCUUCCGGGCUUCAGAGACGCAGCGUCUACGUUCUUUGAUACAUGCCGUCGCUUUGAGAUGGAGAAGUUGUUACCUGCAUUAUCUUUAGGGCUUGAGCUCCCUGGCGGAGCCGAAUUCCUGGGGAAAUAUCACCAAGAGGCAGAUAAUCAACUGCGAUUGCUGCACUAUCCAGCUGCGCCUGCAGAGGUAUUCGCGAGCGGCGAGAAAGGGAGAAUCGGUGCGCACACGGAUUAUGCAACGGGCACCAUUCUGUUCCAAGAUGAUGUUGGGGGUCUCGAGGUUGAGAGCCCUCGUGGCUCAGGAAAUUUCGUUGCUGCUCCACCCAUUCCGGGAACGAUCGUCUUCAAUAUUGGAGAUUUCUUGAUGCGGUGGUCAAACGACACGCUUAAAUCAACAAUGCACCGCGUCCGUGCGCCCCCGAACGAUGGGAAGUCAGGAAUGAUCAAGGAGCGCUUCUCAAUCCCAUAUUUCAUGUCUGCUGACAGAGAUAUUUUGAUUGACUGCCUUCCUGGCUGUUGGGAUGAAGAAAACCCGAAGAAGUACGAGCCUGUGACAGCAGGGGUGUAUAUUGACAUGCGACUCGAUGCUACGUAUUGAUGAUUUAGCAACAUCAAAUAAUUCUGCCUGAACGUUGAAUAAUGGUGAAGGUCUGCCUGGAUCUUUUACUGCUUAUUCCGAUUUCACACAACCAUGUCCGGAUCUUCUGGUUGUUCGUGGUCAUCUCAGAUCUAAGUUGCUGUUAAAGACUAGUCCAAUGAUCUGAUUUACUCUGCCAUGUUGAUAUCUUCGGAAUAGCAUUUGGAUAUCAUCGACCAAUAGCACGGG
Molecule: messenger RNA, 1269 nt
Organism: Suillus clintonianus
Lineage: Eukaryota; Fungi; Basidiomycota; Agaricomycetes; Boletales; Suillaceae
Product: flavonol synthase/flavanone 3-hydroxylase
Exons: 8
Coding region: 22-1041 (339 amino acids)
Molecular function (GO): dioxygenase activity
Source: RefSeq, a predicted model, not a curated record